Molecule: messenger RNA, 725 nt
Organism: Nematolebias whitei (Rio pearlfish)
Lineage: Eukaryota; Metazoa; Chordata; Actinopteri; Cyprinodontiformes; Rivulidae
Gene: pax9
Product: paired box 9
Biological process (GO): anatomical structure development; regulation of transcription by RNA polymerase II
Molecular function (GO): DNA-binding transcription factor activity, RNA polymerase II-specific; RNA polymerase II cis-regulatory region sequence-specific DNA binding
Source: RefSeq, a predicted model, not a curated record
CCACGGCUGCGUGAGCAAGAUCCUGGCCCGCUACAACGAGACCGGGUCCAUCCUCCCAGGGGCCAUAGGAGGCAGCAAGCCGCGCGUGACCACACCCACGGUGGUCAAGCACAUACGGACAUACAAACAGAGAGACCCGGGCAUUUUCGCCUGGGAGAUCCGGGACCGGCUCCUGGCGGACGGGGUCUGCGACAAGUUCAACCUGCCCUCCGUCAGCUCCAUCAGCCGGAUCCUCCGGAACAAGAUCGGGAACCUGUCCCAGCAAAACCAGUACGAGUCGGGCAAGCAGGCGCCUCAUCCGCCCCCGCAGCCCACGCUACCUUACAACCACUUGUACUCGUACCCGGCCUCCAAGGUGCCCACCCCCCCGGGCAUGCCCACCCUCCCUGGACACAUGAUGCACAGGAUAUGGCCCUCGUCGCACUCCGUCACAGAUAUUCUGGGGAUCCGGUCAAUAACGGAGCAACAAAACGCUGAGUGGAUCGCCCACAGUGAGCAGCUCUGCCACAGCGCCCAGCACCCCUCCCUGCCUCCCUCCCACCCCAGUGUCACCCUACACGGCGUACAGCGCCACCACGUCGGCCUGUGUGACCGGCCCCACAUGGCAGCCGGCCAGUGGCAGUGCUCCCUCUCCCCCCAGCUGUGACAUCACCCUCUGGCCUUCAACCGCGACGCUGUCCACCCGGUCGCAGCCUCGGCCCGAUGAGGUUCCCUGCACGGGGGCU